Molecule: messenger RNA, 750 nt
Organism: Perkinsus marinus ATCC 50983
Lineage: Eukaryota; Perkinsozoa; Perkinsida; Perkinsidae
Product: Eukaryotic translation initiation factor 4E type, putative
Exons: 9
Coding region: 1-750 (249 amino acids)
Biological process (GO): translational initiation
Cellular component (GO): eukaryotic translation initiation factor 4F complex
Molecular function (GO): translation initiation factor activity; RNA 7-methylguanosine cap binding
Source: RefSeq, a predicted model, not a curated record
AUGGACGCACUACACCCUGAAGAAGCCAGAGUGAAGGAGGGAGAGUACCCUUCUAACGAGCAUCCCCUCGAGACUGCCUGGACUUUCUGGUUCGAUCGUAAGUCUGGCGACCGUCGUGAAUCGGACGCUUAUGUGGAGGGCCUCAAGCAGGCUGGAACCUUCAACACUGUGGAAGGCUUCUACAGACAUUACUCGCACUGCGUUCGCCCCAACGAGCUGCCUCCCAAUGUUAAUGUUCAUCUAUUUCGGAAGGGGUACAAACCUAUGUGGGAGGAGUUCCCUGAUGGUGGCUGCUGGAUCCUGAGGAUCAAGAAGAAGAGUGCUAGAAAUCACUUGGGCCAGCUUUGGGAGACUCUGGUCAUGGCUUGCAUCGGUGAGCUUUUCGAAGUGCCCGAUGUAGUAGGCUGUGUGCUUUCUACGCGCUAUAAGGAUGAUAUCAUCUCAAUCUGGAACUACAGCAACGCCACCAACCCCCAAGUUAGAUUCAGAAUCUGUGAGAAGUUCCGUGAGAUCCUCGGCCUCAACCUUUCAACUGUGGUGCAGUAUAAGGAGCAUAUGGGCUCGAUGCAGGAUGGAUCGACUUACCGUAACGCCCGCAGCUACACCUUCUCUGUGACCCCGACUACGGAGCCGGCUGAUGCAGCUGCGCUGGCUAGUGGCCUCUCGGAUCAGAUUUUGCCCCCUGCUGCUACUGGGGAGCAUGCCGCCGCGCCUGCUGAAGGAGAAUCGAAUAAGGACGAGCAGAAGUGA